AUGGUACAGUCUGCUACUCCUAAAGACGAAACGCCGGAUGAUGUUUCAAAGGGGAACUUCUUGAAUUCAUUCAAGAGGACUAUGAACUUUGAUAAGCCUUCUACAGAUGAGAGAGACUCGUUUGCGCGAACACCAUCGCAGGGUUUUUCUAACAAACAAGCAAACCCAUUAGAGUUUACACCUCUCUUAAAUUCAGUGAGGCAGAACUCCUCUAAUCAAAUAUCGUCCUUGGAUGAGAAAAGUCCUUACCGUCGAGACUUUUCGAUUCUAUCGCCCGUUUCGGAAAAAGCAUCUCAAGAAGGCAUUAGUAUUGAUCAAAAAAGUGACGCUUAUGAUAUUUCGAAACUGGAUGAAAGCUCUUUCAUAUCGAAUGCUGAAGGCACAAAUGAUGACCUUCCUGCAAAUGCAGCGCUUACCUUACGUGAGCAGGAAAAGAUUCUCGAGAAUGUUGGCAGAGAAAACUUUGGGUUGCGUGUCAAAAUUGCUUACCUCAAUAAGCGCCUUGAUUCUAUGGCACCAGAGCAGAUUCGUGAGGCGGUGAACGACAAUGUGGAUCUUCACGUUGAGCGAACGAAACUGCUUCUGCAGUUAAAGAAAAGUGAACAGCUCCUUACAAAAUCCCAUUCGGAAAACGAUGAUCUUGUCAAAAAGAUCCAGUUCCUUGAAAAGGUUAAUAGCGUCGAACAAUCCCAAAAUAUUAAAGUAUUUAUGGAACGUAUCCGAUCUCUCGAAGCAGAGUGUUCUCAUCUAAAAGCUCAGCAAGCAAAGUCUUCCCCACCAUUGAAUGAGAAUGAAAACCAAAUAGACAUGGAGUAUGACAUGAGAAGGCUUCAAGACCGUUACGACGAAAUCAAUGAAGAGCUCAUUGUUGCUCAGGAUAUGCUGAAUGAGAAGGAUGGAGAAAUUUCUUUGCUGAAACAGCAACCGCAGGAACCUCCAUCUAGGGAUCAUUCACAUUCACGAAAUAAAGAAGACAAUUCGCAUGUACAAUUACUUAUGGAUUUUGAAGCACUCGAGAAGAAGUACGUUGAUCUACAAGAUGAAUUGGCUCAUGUGAGGGACGAGCUUCAACAAAAAAAUAACGAAUUAGAUUAUACCCAGGAUAUCUCAGAGGUUCAAACGCUAAAAGAAAAGCUACACGAAGCUGAGCUUCAUAUAAAGUACCUCAACAACCAAAUUCAUGACUUUGAAGACAUGAGCAAUGAGCUGGAAGACCUUACUAAUCAUGUAGAAAAUAUGGAAAAUGAAAGGGAUAAAUUACUUGUGAAGAUAAAGUCGCUAGAAAGCACCAACGGUGAUUUACGAGAGGUGGCCACUUCAUUAGGAAACCAGCUUGAGUCUUUCCGAAGCAAAAAUAUGUCUUUAGAAGAAAAAAAUAAAAUGCUUGAGUUGAUGUCGCAAUCCAAUGAUACGGAAAACGUUUUGCGAGAACUGAAUAUUAGACUAGAAACGAUAACUGCUGAAAUGACUGAUUUACGUAUGAGAUACGAAUCGAAUUUAGCGGAUUUAGAGACUCUUAAAAAAGACAAGAGGAGCUUGCAAUUUGAGAAUGACAGACAUCGAAUGGAUAUGGAAGUCACUGUUGCCCAAUUGAACCAGGAUAUUGAACUUGAAAGGGCAAAGUAUACUCAAAUGACAGAGAAUCUAACGAGAACUCGAAAAUCGCUGGAAGAGCAAAACAGCUCCCUUGAGACUGCUCUACAAUCAAAAGAGAAAAACAUGUUUCUUUUUGAAGAGCAGAUACGGAAUUUACGAGCUUCUGAGCAAGAACUAUUGACAAGGUUACAUAGCGGACAGGAAACUAUUUCUAAUUUACAAAGGAAAUUGAAUAAGCAUGAGCUUGAAAAAGAAGAGCUAAUUCAAAAAUUACGUGAAAGAGUGAGCACAUCUCCUUCUAAAAGCAGCAACCUUAUCGAUAACAUGAAUGACGAAUUAAGUGUUCUUCGAAGAGAAAUUUCAGAUUUGAAAGAUGAGUUGGAAUUGAGCGAACAGGACCGUGAGGAAGCGUUAGCUGCCCAAGCAAAACUAACAUCGCAAGUCGAUCAAUUAAGUAAAGAGAGGCAAAAUAUGAUGUUGGACUAUACGAAGCUAAAAGAGGAGCUUCUUCAGACGCAAGGCCAAUUACGCAGAAAAGAAUUGGAAGUGACAGAUUUAAAUCUGAAGCUUUCGGAAAGAAGAACCGCCGUAACAAAUAUUGGGGAAUUUGAAAAACAAAGAAAGAAAUUAGAUUUAUUCGCUGAAGAUAUUCGACGACUUGAAGCUGAUAAAAUGAAUAUAGAAAAAGUGGCAUACCAACUUAGUACAGCCAUACAGGAGUCUGAAGUCAACAAGAAUUCUUUUAAAGAAAGGUUUUGUGCUUUUCUUCUAGAAAGACCGUCCACGACAACAUUUGAUGAAGUUGUAAAUCAAAUUGAGGAUUUAAUAAGGAGUCAGAAGCAGAAGAUUCAAGAGUUACAAGCGGAGAUUGACAAACUGACCUAUGAGAAUUUGAACAGCCAGUUUGGGGGAAAUUUUGGAUUAUCUGAACCUGAAAAGCUCGGUCUUUCUCCUAUAGACAAACAUAGGGUUCAGAAAAUGCUGGACGAUUAUCGUGAGCGACUUCAUAAAGAGGUAGAAUCCAAGUAUUCUCUCAAAAACGAAUUGCAGACUUUAAAGAAAGACAGCAAAUCAUAUUUUGAGAAAGCGAAACUGCUUGAGAAAGAAAAGUACUAUAUGGAAUCUGAACUAAAGAAAGUAAAAAUUUCUGGCAAUUAUGAUGGAACACACGAUGAAGAAAAACGGCUAUUACACCAGAAGGUGAAAGAUCUUGAGAAGGAAGGACGGAUUUACGCCCAACAUUGGACGGAAAAAGAGAACUUGACAUCUGCUGAUGUUGUAAAGGGUGAUCGGCCUACAUUAGACUCACUGAAAGAUGCACUUUGGAAAAAGACCACAAGAAUGGAACAACUAAAGUCGCUGUAUGAUAACCUGAAGUCAGAAUAUCACAUUCUACUAAAAAGCAAUAGAACGGAAUAUCCUCGGUACUUUAAUGAUUCCGACAAGCUCUCGGCUGGAUCGCAGAAUUUACGGACAAGGCAUUCUUCAGAAGUACGAGGUUUGAUAAAGAUGACACAGUUUCUUCAGUCAAAGUUCGAAAGAGAGCAUACUCUUCGACUUGAUUUAGCUUUUUCCAAGAAGUUUAUAUUACUUCAGCUAACUGGCUAUGAAACUUGCAACAAACUCAAUUUACGUUUGUUGCAGAAGAUUGGCAUCACGCCCGACAAUGCAGUUAGAAAGAAGAGAUUGACCUUUAAGAGUGUUACCAUAUUAAUAUGUUCCGUUCAGCGGAUGAAGCGAAUGAGUUAUGACUGGCAGAAGCAAUUGGAAGUAAGACAGUCUCUACAAAGAGCAGCUGAAAAGGCGCGUUUGGAAGCUAAGAAAAUUGAUGUCUAA
This is a messenger RNA of Schizosaccharomyces osmophilus, 3432 nucleotides long. It is a transcript of the gene pcp1, whose product is annotated as gamma tubulin complex linker, pericentrin/kendrin Pcp1. NCBI's taxonomy places the organism in Eukaryota, Fungi, Ascomycota, Schizosaccharomycetes, Schizosaccharomycetales, Schizosaccharomycetaceae. Bases 1 to 3432 code for a protein of 1143 amino acids. The record is from RefSeq and is a predicted model, not a curated record. The transcript has a single exon. Gene Ontology annotation, cellular component: microtubule organizing center.